Messenger RNA from Yarrowia lipolytica CLIB122, 1794 nucleotides. RefSeq lists its product as uncharacterized. NCBI's taxonomy places the organism in Eukaryota, Fungi, Ascomycota, Dipodascomycetes, Dipodascales. Gene Ontology annotation, cellular component: nucleus. The record is from RefSeq and is a predicted model, not a curated record.
AUGCGCCUGGAGCUGCUUGCUCCGACUACCCCAUGCGAAAGCGGGCAUUUUCUCAGACACACAGGUUCUCGACUGCCUUCCAUCCACGCACUGAAUUUCACCCGUCCUGUUUCCCCUCAACAGCAACAGCUGCAGCAGGCUGCACCUGGAGCUCCUGCGUCGGUGCCCCCCAUGGACAUGUACCGACCCAACAUGUUCUUCAAGGUCGAUCGACGGGCCUCUCUGCCCGGCUACCCUCCUAACAUGACCAUGCCCAACCCUGCACCCAAGAGUGAGGGGUACGCACCCUCCCAGGUCAGCAACAGUCCUCCUCACAGCAGCUUUUCGUCCCACCAGACACAGCAGCCCCACAGCAUGGGCCAAGCAACUGCCACGCCACCCCCCUCGCGCAGCGAAGAAAAGUACCUCGAUAACUACUACCAGGUGGUGCAUCCAAUUCUACCCAUUCUCCCCCCCAAGGCCGUUGUCGAACAGUGGCUGGUACAGGCUGAGCCAACCGUCGGCGCAAAACUCAGAGAGUGUCUGUUGCUGGCACUCAAAAACAUCUAUGUGUCUAGUGGCGGAGCUCAGACUGGUUCUGAGUCCGUGGCUCGCCAGCUGUGUGAAUUGCAGAUUGCAUUGGCCAGCAGCGAGACUGUAUCAGAUCUGUCUCUGGGUUCUGCCAAGCAAGCAAUUAGCAACAACACCUGUUCCACUGCCGCCACAACCCACAUUCUGCAUCUCAUGAUCCAGCUGCUGGUGUUUGUGCAGACCCAGGACUACUCCCGACUGGCUACCUCUGUGGCCCAGGGUUAUGCUCUCGGCAUCCACACCAUUUACGCUACCGGCAAGCGACCCGAGUUUGAGUCUGCGCUCAACCUCAUGACACACCACAACAACGAGGCCACCUCGACACACAACAACGUUGACAACGAGUCCAUCUGGGACACAUGUUACCGACUGCACAUGCUGGUUUUUGUGCUGGACCGUCUGCACUCGCUGCGAAUGAGCACCCCUGCUCUCAUGGACCCCCAACUCGUGUUGGUGACUCUGUGUGAUGGUCUGCCCAAGGUGCUGCUCAAGCUGCAGGGCCUCAAUUUCCUAGUGGCCUUGGCUCUGUCUGUGGCCACUCCUGAAACUCAGUCGUUCUCGCUACAGCGACACGAGUGGUUCAAAAAGUCUUUGCUGCAGCCCGGAAAUCCUUCCCUCACCCAACACGCCUUUGAUAGACUAAUGCAGAGUGUUCGAGGCCAGGCUGUUUCCUGGGCCAAGGCCAUGAGUCUGUACGCCGAGGCUAUUCGACAGUACCAGCAGCAGCAGGGCUGGGAGAAGAUUCUCUCUACUAUCUCUUCUCUGGUUGACACUGUAGACACCUCUUUGAUGGCUGCUGUGCCUCUCAUUUCUGAGUACUUUGUCCACGAGGUGAUUUCUCUAAUCUCCGGCCUGGUGUCUGCAUUUGGAUCUGAAAUCGAUUACGAAGCCGUCCACAUGGCUGGAGAGGUUGUCGAGCGACGAUUCCCCCAGCAGGUCAACCACUGGAAGCUGGCUGUGGCCCCCAAGUUGCCCAAGAAUGAUGUGGCUGAUGCCGUGGUGAUGGCUGCCGUUAACUCGGCGCACUCUAGCGCACCUCCCAGCGCCACGACCGCGUCGACCGCCUCUUCCACAUCAUCUCUCUCCUCCCCGCCGCCAAUGAGCAUCCGAACGCUUCCGCCGGCCGGAUCUCUGGGUCACCAGCAAGGCUUCAUGCAGAAGCCUUUUGACAAGAGUCUUCUGGAGGGCCUGGCAAGUGUUGCCAUGCACCGACCUAGACACUGA